This is a messenger RNA of Fibroporia radiculosa, 1365 nucleotides long. RefSeq lists its product as uncharacterized. The transcript is spliced from 2 exons. The record is from RefSeq and is a predicted model, not a curated record. Lineage: Eukaryota; Fungi; Basidiomycota; Agaricomycetes; Polyporales; Fibroporiaceae. The coding region runs from base 1 to 1365 and encodes 454 amino acids.
AUGCCCCAGCCGAACGUGUCUGCUCAGGAGGAUAUUCAUUCUCCCACCGGCCUCCCGCUCAUUCGUGUCGAUGAGGACAGCCGAACACUGGACAGCUUGCUACGACUUUGCUAUCCCGUAGAUGAUCCAACACUAGUCAAAUUUUCUGACAUAGCGCCUGCGCUGAAGGCGGCGACGAAAUACGAGAUGUAUGAGGCCCAGUCGCUUUUGAAGUCAGCAUCUUUAUCUAAUGACGACAAGGAAUCUCUCCUAUGCGUCUACGCUCUGGCUUGUACUCUAAAUUUCGAAGACUUGGCACAUAGAGCGGCGUUAAAGUACCCUCAGUCUCAGGAAGCAUACUAUACCCCUGAGAUGGAUCAGAUCACAUCUGGAGCGUACUUUCGCUUUCUCCAAUUCCUUUCGAGGCGACCGAUUCAGCCUACGGGAAACAGUCAUCCGAGAUUUCAUCGACAGUCGCUUUGCAGGCCUCCUGUCUGCAUUCCAAAUGUAGAAGAUGAAUCGUGGCGAACACAUCUUGACGCCUUCCGAUGCGCCAGCACUAUAGACAGGAUCAUCCUCCGGUCCUCGGACCUUGUCGAAUUCUGUCUGUAUAAACCGAUCUUAUUCCUAGCCUCUGCGCACUUCCAAUCACUGUUUGAAGACCCCCAGACCGGUGACAAGCGCAAUUAUGUCGCUCUGAAAAAUGUGCCAGUCCUAAAUUUGGAAGAGGAUGGACAAACCCUCUGCCUUCUUCUGCACUUUGUGUAUCCGCUCCCAAGCAUGAAUUUACAAGACAUAGGUGUCUUGACGAGAGUUUUGGAUGCCGCCGUCAAGUAUCGUCUACAAAGAGCCAUGAACGACAUCAAGGUCUUGCUGAUCGAGCAAGCCAGGAAGGAACCUCUACGGCUUUAUUUUCUGGCUAUUCAUUAUGGUUGGGAGGACGAAGCAAAGAGGAUGUCUGAGCAGCUCACUGGAGCGAUCAUUGACGUCUAUAUCCCCGAAAUGGAGCUCGUCUCUGCCGCAGCUUACCGGAAGCUCCUGGUAUAUCGACAGAGUUGCAGGAAGGCGGUCAUGGAUGUUGUGCACAGCCUCACGACAUGCAUACACCAACCUCCUCUCUAUUGGAGUGAAGUAGAUCCAUCAUUGAAUCCGGGAGACGGCGGCUGGAUUGUCAAAUUCACCCUACGAUUUUUGGAGGCGAACGUCAUAUGCAUCCCGAUUACUGGACUCCGGACGGCAGGGGACCCCAUGCACUACCUUCGGUCACUAAUUCGGAAUUUUUUCACGGACAGCAACAAAGUAGGUAACAAACGUAAGCGGCAUAUCUUGAAUGCGGAUGAGCUCGAAAAGAGUUUAGCAGACGCCGUGAAAAAGAUCAAUUUUUGA